CUACUAACAUGUCUAAAUAUUUAAUCCACACUCAAAAUUUCAACUCAAUCUUCCAUUUUUCAUCAAAAGCAAUUUUGACCAAUUAGGCCCAACCCAUUUGCUUUGCUCUAUAAUAGUUGAAACAUAGAGAGAACCAUUUGGCAUUUUUAAUCAUACAACCAAAGCCAUAAGAGUGAAUCACCACAGACAUGACAACAACAAGGAAAACAUCAAGAAGAACAUUGAAGUUCUUCACUUUAAUCAUCUUCCACUUCCUUAUCAUCAAAGGGUCCUGCGAAUGUUCCUUGAACAACAUCAACAUAGGCACAGCAAGAAGUGGUAGAGUAAUAGGAGGGCAACCAGAGUGGAAUGUUACUGUGAUCAACAAUUGUUCUUGCCAACAGAGUCAGAUAAAGUUAUCAUGCAAAGGGUUUCAAAGCUCAGAAAGUAUUGACCCAUCAAUUCUUUCCAAGGAAGGUGAUAACUGUAUCCUCAUCAGUGGAAAUCCCAUGAAGGGUUUUGACACAGUCAACUUCUCUUAUGCCUGGGAUCCUCCCUUUUUCUUGUUCCCUUCAAGCUCUGUCAUAGGUCCUUGCACAUAGGGAUUUCCUUCACACAAUACUUCAACACUCAUAACUCAAUAAGUUCCUCCUCUUUCCAAAAUUCUUCUUAUUAAAUUUCAUGUCUUCAAACAAAACCUUAAUGUUUCUGAUAUAAAACAUUUAGUAAAUUUGUUUAUUGCUCAUGUUGUUUUGGAAUAUUAUAUAUAUAACGUAUUUAAUAAGUAUUGAUUUUAAAAAAUUAAAUUGAAAUUGUCUGGAAAUAAAAACUUUAUAUAGGAUGAGAUUUUUAGUAUGAAAACUUAUUUAACCUAAAAUUUAUGAAUGAAGAUAAUAAUUGUGAGUGGAUGUAUGUAGAGAAGGAGAUGAUACUAAAGACCUCUGAAGUUGGUUGAUUUAGUAUAUUUUUUGGUUUUGAUAAUCAUAAAUACUAAGAAAACAAAAGGACAUGUAAUAUGAUUUGAUCGAGAAUUAAUGUAUGAUUGAAUUAUUGUUGAGGGAAGUUUAUAUUCUAAUGUUGUUACAUAUGUUUUGUGGAUAUAAGAAAUUUAAAGGUCCUAAUCCAGGAACA
Molecule: messenger RNA, 1110 nt
Organism: Vigna radiata var. radiata (mung bean)
Lineage: Eukaryota; Viridiplantae; Streptophyta; Magnoliopsida; Fabales; Fabaceae
Exons: 2
Coding region: 189-581 (130 amino acids)
Biological process (GO): cell fate determination
Source: RefSeq, a predicted model, not a curated record